UCGGUCGCAUACAAACCGUUUUCUUAAUUUUUUCUAUAAACCCAUUUAACAACUAGUACAAUUUUAAGCAAUUUUCAAUUUAUAAAAAAUCUAAAACAAACCACAAAUUUAUGCAAAGCUUCAAUUAAACGAGAUUGCAACGUGUAAAGUUAUAUAAAAAGAAUCUCAGGUUCAUUCUCAGACUAUUUAAAUGUUGUAUGAACUAUGACCUAGAAAAACCAAAGUGUUAGCUAAUUUUAAGUGACAAUCGUGAUCUGGGAGUGGUACUUGACUUACAUUAAGCGAUAACAUGCAAUGUAAUAGUGAAAAAGAAGAUGCCGACGAAAUGAAUAUUACGCCAUCGGAGCACAAUGGAACUAAGCUCGAAAGUAAACAAUCAGAUACUCGAGAUGUACACAAUGUCGAAGAAAAUCAGAAAUCUACUAUCGAUCCCAAUUUGUACCUCUAUGACGAUGAUUUGGAGACGAGGCCGCAUAUUUCAACAUUCAUUUCAUCAAUUGCCAAUUAUGAAAACACGAUACCAGCGGCAACCGACCCAGAUGCAAAGCCACCACCGCCAUCAGCACGCAUGGGAACCCUUAUUGGAGUCUUCUUGCCGUGUAUUCAAAAUAUCUUUGGUGUAAUAUUAUUUAUUCGAUUAACAUGGGUUGUUGGUACGGCUGGCGCUGUUUGUGGAUUCUUAAUUGUGCUCACCUGCUGUUGUGUGACAAUGCUAACUGCGAUAUCUAUGUCCGCCAUUGCAACGAAUGGAGUUGUGCCGGCAGGAGGGAGCUACUUUAUGAUAUCACGGUCACUUGGUCCUGAAUUUGGCGGUGCUGUCGGAAUGCUAUUUUAUACGGGGACAACGUUGGCGGCUGCAAUGUACAUUGUGGGCGCUGUAGAAAUUGUCCUGACAUAUAUGGCACCGUGGGCAUCCAUAUUUGGAGAUUUCACAAAGGACGCCGAAGCCAUGUACAAUAACUUUAGAGUAUAUGGCACAAUGCUCCUUCUAUUCAUGGGUUUAAUCGUUUUCCUGGGUGUUAAAUUUGUCAACAAAUUCGCAACCGUUGCCCUGGCCUGUGUCAUAUUCUCCAUAAUAGCUGUCUAUAUUGGAAUCUUCGAUAAUAUUCAUGGCAAUGAAAAGUUAUAUCUUUGUGUGCUUGGCAAACGUCUGCUGAAGGAUAUACCCAUUGAGAACUGCACAAAGGAGGAUCCGUUGCUAUACGAUCUAUAUUGCCCAGAUCGCAAAUGCGACGAAUACUACCAAAAUAACAAUGUGACUAGAGUCAAGGGUAUCAAGGGUCUGGCCAGCGGCGUAUUCUAUGACAAUAUAAUGCCUUCGUUCUUGGAAACUGGUCAAUUUAUAUCGUACGGUCGCAACUCGGUGGAUGUGGAAAAUAUUGGCAGUCAGUCGUACAAUCAGAUUAUGGCAGACAUAACAACGUCCUUUACGCUGCUCAUCGGCAUCUUUUUCCCAUCGGUGACAGGCAUUAUGGCUGGCUCGAAUCGAUCUGGAGAUCUGGCUGACGCCCAGAAGAGCAUACCCAUUGGCACAAUUUGCGCUAUCUUAACUACCAGCACCGUUUACUUGUCCAGCGUUUUGCUCUUUGCUGGCACCGUGGACAAUUUGCUGCUGCGCGAUAAAUUUGGUCAGUCAAUUGGUGGAAAAUUAGUUGUGGCCAACAUUGCGUGGCCCAAUCAAUGGGUUAUCCUAAUCGGUUCGUUCUUAUCGACACUUGGCGCCGGCCUGCAGAGCUUGACGGGCGCUCCACGUUUGCUGCAGGCAAUCGCCAAAGAUGAGAUUAUACCCUUCCUGGCGCCGUUCGCUAAGUCAUCCAAGAGAGGCGAGCCAGUGAGAGCUCUGCUGCUAACGCUUGUCAUUUGUCAAUGUGGAAUUUUGCUAGGAAAUGUCGAUCUGCUUGCCCCACUUCUGUCCAUGUUUUUCCUCAUGUGCUAUGGCUUCGUUAACUUGGCCUGUGCCGUGCAGACUUUGCUGCGUACGCCGAACUGGAGACCUCGCUUUAAGUUCUAUCAUUGGAGCUUGUCCUUGAUAGGUCUUACCCUGUGCAUAUCAGUUAUGAUAAUGACUUCGUGGUACUUCGCACUGAUUGCCCUUAGCAUGGCAAUCAUCAUAUACAAAUACAUCGAAUAUCGAGGUGCCGAGAAGGAAUGGGGCGAUGGUAUUCGAGGCAUGGCACUGACAGCGGCCAGAUACUCACUGCAGCGCUUGGAGGAGGGUCCGCCGCAUACGAAAAAUUGGCGGCCACAGAUUCUGGUUCUAGCCAAGCUGAACGAUAACCUCAUACCAAAGUAUAGGAAAAUAUUCUCCUUUGCCACGCAGCUGAAGGCUGGCAAGGGCCUAACAAUUUGUGUAUCUGUGAUAAAAGGUGAUCACACAAAAAUUUCGAACAAAGCAGUCGAUGCGAAGAAUACGCUGCGCAAGUACAUGACAGAUGAGAAGGUUAAAGGAUUUUGCGAUGUUCUAGUGGCUCAGGAAAUUAGCGAAGGUCUCAGUUCAGUCAUACAAACGAUUGGAUUGGGUGGCAUGAAGCCGAAUACCGUUAUCAUUGGUUGGCCUUAUAGCUGGAGGCAAGAGGGCCGAUAUAGCUGGAAGACGUUCAUUCAAACGGUGCGAACUGUCGCCGCUUGCCACAUGGCGCUGAUUGUCCCCAAGGGAAUUAACUUUUACCCAGAAUCCAAUCACAAAAUUGGUGGUAAUAUUGAUAUUUGGUGGAUCGUCCACGAUGGUGGCCUACUCAUGCUACUGCCAUUCCUGCUUAAGCAGCACCGCACUUGGCGCAAUUGCAAGCUACGCAUUUUCACUGUUGCUCAAAUCGAAGACAAUUCGAUCCAAAUGAAGAAAGAUUUGAAGACAUUCUUGUAUCACUUACGAAUCGAAGCAGACGUUGAAGUCGUUGAAAUGAAUAAUAGCGACAUUUCAGCCUAUACCUAUGAGAGAACUCUCAUGAUGGAACAGCGCAAUCAAAUGCUUAAGCAAUUAGGCUUAAACAAAAAAGAAAAUUCCAAAGUGGCUCAAACUAUAAUGGAAUUUAAGGAAACACCCAGUGAUAAUAAGUUAUCUUUGGUACAAACAAUUGUAGACCACCAUUAUGACGCCAUAAAAACAGCGUCGCGGGUUCGGUUUGCCGAACCUACCAGUGGAGAAACACAAAAUCACGAUACUUUAAGCGAAGAGAAACGCAAUUCUAUAGACUCAGAUGGUCCAGGGAGCACGGAGGCGCUUGAUGUCACAUCCAACAAAGAUGAGUCAACAGAAAAAGCUGGUGAUAACGCCAAAUCCAGCAUUAAGCCAGACGAAUUCAAUGUUCGUCGCAUGCACACGGCAAUAAAACUAAAUGAGGUUAUAUUAGAAAAGUCUCAAGAUGCCCAAUUGGUCAUCAUGAAUUUACCGGGUCCUCCGAGGGAAGUCAGAGCGGAACGUGAAAGCAAUUAUAUGGAAUUCCUGGAAGUUUUAACAGAAGGACUUGAAAAAGUAUUAAUGGUUCGUGGAGGAGGUCGUGAGGUUAUAACAAUUUACUCUUAAAGGGCAUUAAUCGCCCGACGUUUAAGAGUUCGCAACAUUAGACAAGUUUAAGAAUCAAUCAAAUUUUUAAAUGAAGGUUAUUAUUAAUUUGUUAUAUUAAAUCAUAUGUCCAAAUAUUUUAUUUUUACGUAAAUAAAAUAUCAAAAAUUGUAACAAUAAAUAAAAAAAAAAUGAUUUUUUUAUUAAAUGGAUUAUGGAGAUAUACUAUCUAUGAAUUCAUUAAAUGGAAAAUAGCUAUAUAAAUAUAAAAAAGCUGUAGAAAAUAACAUUUACAUCAUUUUGAUUUUAGUGUUGAUCAUCUGUAUAUUAUGACUUAGAUCCAAUAUAAAUAAAUAAAUAUAUAACAUA
This is a messenger RNA of Drosophila mojavensis, 3871 nucleotides long. It is a transcript of the gene kcc, whose product is annotated as solute carrier family 12 member 6. The transcript is spliced from 22 exons. Bases 290 to 3523 code for a protein of 1077 amino acids. Lineage: Eukaryota; Metazoa; Arthropoda; Insecta; Diptera; Drosophilidae. Gene Ontology annotation, biological process: chloride transmembrane transport; chloride ion homeostasis; potassium ion homeostasis. Gene Ontology annotation, cellular component: membrane. The record is from RefSeq and is a predicted model, not a curated record. Gene Ontology annotation, molecular function: potassium:chloride symporter activity.